CGAGGGGCGAUGGUGGCCCACGACGACGCCGGGGGGCUGCUCCCCAUCAAGAGGACGAUCCGGCUGAUCGACGCGCAGAACCCGUCUGGCCUGGAGCAGGAGGAGCCCAGCAAUAAGCGCAUCCGACCUCUGGCUCGGGUCACCUCCUUGGCAAACCUGAUUUCGCCCGUAAGAAAUGGUGCAGUGCGUCGAUUUGGGCAGACGAUACAGUCCUUCUCCCUCCGUGGCGAGAGCAAAUCUCCGGGUAGCACCCAGAAGCCCUGCAGCCGGUCUGCCGCCCCGACGCCCCCCAAGAGGCGGAACAGCGUGCUGUGGUCCGAGACGCUGGAUGUUAACAUGAAAGAGACGCUCAGCGCCAAAGAGAUCAAGCGCCAGGAGACGAUCUACGAACUGUCCCGGGGCGAGCAGGACUUGAUCGAGGACCUGAAGCUUGCCAGGAAGGCCUACCACGAUCCCAUGCUGAAACUGUCCAUUAUGUCUGAGGAAGAGCUCACCCACAUCUUUGGGGACUUGGAUUCCUAUAUCCCUCUGCAUGAAGACUUUCUGGCCAGGCUGGCUGAAGCAACGAGACCGGACGGGACAGUGGAGCAAAUCGGAGCGAUUCUGGUGAAUUGGCUACCGGGACUGAAUGCGUACAAAGCCUACAUCAGUAACCAGUUGGCAGCAAAGGCCCUUCUGGACCAGAAGAAGCAGGAUCCGCGAGUCCAGGAUUUUCUCCAGCGUUGCCUCGAGUCUCCCUUCAGCCGCAAGCUGGAUCUCUGGAGCUUUCUGGACAUCCCGCGGAGUCGCCUGGUGAAGUACCCUCUGCUCUUGAAAGAGAUCCUCAGGCACACCCCCAAUGAUCAUCCGGACGUCCAGAUUCUGGAAGAAGCAAUCUCCAUCAUCCAAGGGGUCCUGUCCGACAUCAACUUGAAGAAAGGCGAGUCGGAGUGCCAGUACUACAUCGACAAACUGGAAUAUCUCGACGAGAAGCAGAAGGAUCCCCGGAUCGAAGCCAGCAAGGUGCUCCUCUGCCACGGAGAGCUGAAGAACAAGAAUGGCCACAAGCUCUACGUCUUCCUCUUCCAAGACGUCUUGGUUCUGACUCGGCCCGUCACACGUAACGAGCGGCAUUCAUAUCAAGUGUACCGCCAGCCGAUCCCGGUCCAGGAACUGGUUUUGGAGGACUUGCAAGAUGGCGACGUGAAGAUGGGAGGAUCCUUCCGGGGCGCGUUUGGCAAUUCCGAUAAAGCCAAGAACAUCUUCCGCGUCCGCUUCCGGGACCCUUCCCCGGGCCAGUCCCACACGCUCCAGGCCAACGACAUCUUCCACAAGCAGCAGUGGCUCAAUUGCAUCCGCUCGGCCGUCGCCCCCCACCAGCCACCGGCCGGGCCCCCGGAGCUCAAAGACCUGCCGGAGCUCAGCGAGGAGGGGGAAGAGAACAGCCCCGCGGCGUCCAGCGCAAAGAUCCAGCGGCGGCAGUCCGCGCUCUCCCACAUGGAGCUGGACGAGAACGGUGCGGAACGCGGCACCGGGAUGGACACAGGCGAGGAGCCCAAGCCCGCCAGAACCUUCCGGAUACACACGGGGCUCCGGAGGACGAGGGAGAAGUCCCAGCUGAGCGGCAAGCGCAAAGAGACUCUGGUGUGA
Euleptes europaea (tarantolino) is the source of this 1629-nucleotide messenger RNA. RefSeq names its product neuroepithelial cell transforming 1 (gene NET1). The transcript has 10 exons. Gene Ontology annotation, biological process: intracellular signal transduction; positive regulation of Rho protein signal transduction. Bases 10 to 1629 code for a protein of 539 amino acids. The record is from RefSeq and is a predicted model, not a curated record. Lineage: Eukaryota; Metazoa; Chordata; Lepidosauria; Squamata; Sphaerodactylidae. Gene Ontology annotation, molecular function: guanyl-nucleotide exchange factor activity.